Messenger RNA from Prunus armeniaca (apricot), 921 nucleotides. The record is from the annotation of a GenBank genome assembly. NCBI's taxonomy places the organism in Eukaryota, Viridiplantae, Streptophyta, Magnoliopsida, Rosales, Rosaceae.
AUGGCUACCGGUUUGAUGAUGAUCAGCUCAAUUAUCUUCAUCAUUUUUGCUUCCUUGUGGACUUACCAUGAUGCUGCAAGUGACACACUCAAACCAGGGGACACUCUCAAUUCCUCAAGUUCCUUAGUAUCUGCAUCGGGAAAGUUCAGUUUGUAUUUCUAUGUAUAUAUUGAUGGUUCCAACAACAACAGCUAUCUAGCUAUCCUGAACAAAGAAGCUCCAAACAAUGUAUGGAUUGGCAACCGAGACACACCUAUUGUAUACCCUUCAUCUGCAGUUCUGACCUUGGACUGGAAUAAUACAUUGAAACUGACUCACCAAGGUGGAGACCCUAUUGUCAUUUCCUCUGCUCCACAAACUAGCAAUAUUAGUACUAGUGUUGUGGCUACCCUUUUGGAUUCUGGCAAUUUUAUACUGCAAGAAGUGAACUCUACGGAUGGAUCGACAAAGCAGGUUUGGUGGCAAAGUUUUGACUAUCCAUUUGGCACAUUUUUACCUGGCAUGAAGUUAGGUAUUAAUCAUAAGAGUGGCCAUCUUUGGUCGAUGUCAUCAUGGGCUACUUACAACAACCCAAUGCCAGGGCCAUUCACUCUUGAUUGGGAUCCCAAUGGACACCAAUUGCAAAUCAGGCGACAGGGGGUGCUUUAUUGGACUAGUGGAGUCUUUACAAGCAGUAGUAAAACGUUUGAAUUUAUUUCGGCUGAGGAGUCCAAGCUGAGGUAUAAUUUUAGUGUAGUUUCAAAUGAGAAUGAAGACUACUUCACUUACACUGCUGUAGAUCAUGAUCAAAGUGAUCAGAAACCACAAUGGGUGCUAACCUUUAUGGGGAGCUUUCAUGACGGAUCCUUUAAUUUCGCACAAGCAGAGGACUGUGAUGGCUAUAACACAGUUGGAGGGUGUGUGAGAGGAUCGGCCAAGUGA